Molecule: messenger RNA, 1788 nt
Organism: Chironomus riparius
Lineage: Eukaryota; Metazoa; Arthropoda; Insecta; Diptera; Chironomidae
Source: the annotation of a GenBank genome assembly
UUUAUAUAAAUUUUAAUUUUAAAAAAUGUUAAAAAAUCUUUUAAAAACAAUUUUUUACGGUGGAGCUGUCGGUAUCACAUUUAUUGAUUAUGUAGGAUAUGUAGCACGAGUCGAAGGUCAGAGGUAAGUUCCAAAAAUAUAUCCAGAAUAAGAAGAAGUCGUGUUGUUUAGGAUAAAGAAGUUUAUAGAACAUCAAGUGAAUCAAAAAAAUAAAGUUUAACUGUAAAUUAAUCUAUUCCUCAUCAUUUUAGUAUGCAGCCUACAUUGAAUCCCUUGUCGGACGAGAUGGAUUAUGUGUUCUUAAAUAAAUUAAAGGCUAAAGAUUAUACAGUAUCAAGAGGAGAAAUUGUUUGUCUUAUAUCACCAAAAGAUGCACAACAAAGGAUUAUCAAAAGAGUGAUUGGCCGUGAAGGAGAUACAAUUCACACGAUAGGCUAUAAAGAAAAGUAUGUCAAAGUUCCAAAGGGGCAUUUUUGGAUUGAGGGUGAUCAUGUCGACAAUUCAUUAGAUAGUAAUACGUUUGGACCAGUUCCAUUAGGAUUAUUAACAAGCAAAGCUACAUAUAUAGUUUGGCCACCAUCGAGAUGGAGAAUGUUAAGUUCUGAGUCUGAUGAAAUUUUUCGGUGAAUGGAAGCUAGUUUAAUUAAUAGUUUUAAAACAUGGGAUUGAAGUGCUGAUUGUUUAGACUGAAAGAAAUGAAGUAAAAUGAACAACAACUCGAGCAUUAUUGGAUAUUCUGCCAAUUAAACAAUAUUUAAUUCAAUUUAAAUCAAAUAACAUUAUUUUAAUAAUUAUGAAAUGUUCUCCUUAAAACAUAGACUUAGUGAUAUUUAAAAAGAAAAAAUGAAAUAAAUGUUAUAGAACUUCUCUAAAUCCAUAUUCUUCAAUAGAUUUAAUUGUUUCCUCAUACGCGAUUCCUUGUCUUAUGACUUUAUACUCAUUAGGUUCCGACAGAUCAAUAACUGUUGAUCCUUUCCUAUUUUCCUCAGCAAUACUUAAGCUACCGCCAUUGAAGAUACCUCCUAAGCUUUUCCAUAGAUGAUUAAAUUCCUCAAUAUUCAAGGAACUUCUUUCACUGCUCUUAUUAGCUGACGUUAGUGCUAUUGGCUGAGAAAACUCUCUGCAUACAUCCCUAAUGAAAUUAAAGUCUGGUAUUCGAAUUCCUAUUUUUACUGUGCCUGGAUUUAAGUAUGGAUUGUUCAGGUGCUCACUCUUAUUAAGCACAAUCGUGACUGGUCCAGGCAAUAAUUUUUCUAAAAGUUCAUCACUUAAAUGAUUAGCAUUACCAUAACGUUUAAGUUCUAUAAAGUCACUGACACAUAUUGCCACUGGCUUCUCUUCGUUCCUUCCUUUAAUAUCAUACAACUUCUUAAUAGCUUCACGAUUAUUUGCUGAACAAGCUAGUCCAUAAAUUGUAUCUGUCGGAAUUCCAAUUACAUUGCCUUUCUUCAAUAACUUUGAUGCUGUCACGACACUUUCAGGAAGUGCAGCAUCGAAUACAUUCUUAAUCUUUCGAGUCUUCAUUUUAGUUGAAUUUAAUAGAUUUCUUAUAAGUCGCAUUUAGUCUCUCCAAUUAUGUCCACAAGUUUGAUUACAGCAUUUAUAGAACGUUGUCAUAGGUUCAUCAGCACUUCUAAUUUGCAUUUGCAUGAAAUAUGCUCGAUUGUGAGCACAAGCAGGACAUACAGCAUCUGUUGAAUCUACAUUCUUCCAGGCUUCAGCACCGCCCAUAACAUGAUCAACUUCCUUCAACUUUGGAUAGACUCGUUCCGAAAUACGCUUCUUAAU